GGCCGAGCAGCCCGCGCGCGCUCCCGCCCCUCCCCUCCCGCCGCUGGGCGCGCGCCGGGCGGUGUAGCUCCGCCGCGUCCGAGGGCAGCGCCGCCGCUGCAGCGGCCGCCGCGGGAGGGGCCCGGAGCCCCGCCCCCGGGGAGGGGCUGUCAGCAGGUCUCCCGUCUAGCCUCCACGGCCCCAACUCCAUGCCGGGGAUGAAAUUUAGCGAAAAGGAAGCAGUUGACGCGGCGUCAAUGGACUGAGACUAAGCCAAGAGCCGGGCCCUCCCUCUAGGUUCUGGGCCAACAAGAUGCAGGAGCGAGAGGCGGAGUCCGCGGCCGGGGGCGCCGAUCCGAGUCCCGCUGGCAAGGAACCGGUGACCAAGGCAGGAGCUCCCCACCAGGCCCCGCCGCAGAAGCCCAGCCAGCCGGUUCCAGGGCCCGCCGCGUCCCCGGGGGCGCCUUCCCGACCCCGCCGGCGGCCCCCGCCCCAGCGCCCGCACCGCUGCCCCGACUGUGACAAGGCCUUCUCGUACCCGUCCAAGCUGGCCACACACCGGUUGGCACACGGCGGCGCCCGCCCCCACCCAUGCCCCGACUGCCCCAAGGCCUUCUCCUACCCCUCCAAGCUGGCCGCCCACCGCCUCACGCACAGCGGCGCCCGUCCGCACCCGUGCCCGCACUGCCCAAAGGCCUUCGGCCACCGCUCCAAGCUGGCGGCCCACCUCUGGACCCACGCGCCCGCCCGCCCCUACCCGUGCCCCGACUGCCCCAAGUCCUUCUGCUACCCCUCCAAGCUGGCGGCCCACCGCCACACGCACCACGCCACUGACGCCCGCCCCUACCCUUGCCCACACUGCCCCAAGGCUUUUUCAUUCCCUUCCAAACUGGCCGCCCAUCGCCUAUGUCACGACCCCCCCACGGCGCCGGGCAGCCAGCCCACGGCCCGGCAUCACUGCUCCAGCUGCGGCCAGGCCUUUGGCCAGAGACGCCUCCUGCUCCUUCAUCAGCGCAGCCACCACCAGGCUGAGGGCCAGGGGGAGCGGGAGUGAGCCCUCCCUGGGCUCACUGGCCCCUCUGCCGCCAGCCCGGGUCAAUAGAGGUGGCGUUUCUAA
Messenger RNA from Ceratotherium simum simum (southern white rhinoceros), 1096 nucleotides. It is a transcript of the gene ZNF575, whose product is annotated as zinc finger protein 575. The record is from RefSeq and is a predicted model, not a curated record. Gene Ontology annotation, molecular function: DNA-binding transcription factor activity, RNA polymerase II-specific; RNA polymerase II cis-regulatory region sequence-specific DNA binding. Lineage: Eukaryota; Metazoa; Chordata; Mammalia; Perissodactyla; Rhinocerotidae. Gene Ontology annotation, biological process: regulation of transcription by RNA polymerase II.